Messenger RNA from Mizuhopecten yessoensis (Yesso scallop), 3395 nucleotides. RefSeq lists its product as uncharacterized. Gene Ontology annotation, molecular function: extracellular ligand-gated monoatomic ion channel activity; transmembrane signaling receptor activity; neurotransmitter receptor activity. The transcript is spliced from 14 exons. Gene Ontology annotation, biological process: regulation of membrane potential; signal transduction; nervous system process. Bases 85 to 2607 code for a protein of 840 amino acids. The record is from RefSeq and is a predicted model, not a curated record. Gene Ontology annotation, cellular component: neuron projection; synapse; membrane. Lineage: Eukaryota; Metazoa; Mollusca; Bivalvia; Pectinida; Pectinidae.
ACCGUACAAGUUGAUAUUGCUCUCCGACAUGUUGUUGAUUUGGAUGAACCUACCCAGAUUUUAACCCUGAAUCUAUGGAUUAGAAUGUUUUGGACAGAUUGUCAGUUGACCUGGGACCCGGCUGCAUUUGGUGACCUUGGCAACAUUGUUGUACCGUUUAAAUACGUGUGGGUGCCCGAUCUUACUCUGUAUGAUAGCACUGCCGAUGACUUUCCGGGUUACGACGAUUACAGAGUGAGCAUAUAUUCAGAUGGUUCCGUGUAUUACAAUUUCCCUACUAUCAUACAAAGUCGAUGUCUUGUGAACGUGGAGAGAUUCCCAUACGAUACCCAAACGUGUAGUAUGGCGUUCGGAUCCUGGAUCUACCACGGCCUGGAGAUGGACCUGGUAUAUAAGAACCCGUAUGGAGAUCUGUCAUCGUCGGUUUUGAACGUCGAAUGGAAUAUCUCGAAAUUAACUGCUGAACGUCACGUGGUUUAUUAUGGUUGCUGCCCGGAACCGUACCCUGAUGUUACUUACUACCUAACAAUUGAACGCAAACCGUCUUUCUAUAUUGUAAAUAUCAUAAUUCCGACUUUCCUUAUUACUGGAAUGGCGAUACUUGGUUUCUUCUUAGCUGUUGAAUCAGGAGAAAAGGUUUCGCUACAAAUUACGGUGAUGCUUGCUCUAGCUGUAUUCCAGUUACUGGUGGCAGACUCCCUACCCCCUUCUGCGGAUACUACCCCACUUAUUGCAAUCUACUUCAAUUUCUGUCUAUUCCUCGUCGGAUUUGCCUGUGUGAUGGCGGUACUAGUUUUGUCUAUCUACUAUCAGCCAGCGGUUGUUAUGCACCGUUGGGUCGUCAGGAUAUUUCUCGGUACCUUAGCUAAAGCUACCUGGGUAUAUGUGCCGGAGCUGGACGAUCAUGUAAAGGAAUCGACUCGGCCCGAAGCUUCUUCUUCCGAACACGUAGCAAAUGAAAAGACAAGAAGAUACCAGCUGGGGUCAGAAACAGCAAAAGUGGGCACAGAACAGGAUGAGCCAACACCUAAAGUCCAAUCUUACAUAAACGUGACAGCAGAACACUGGAAGUCUCUUUCUAAGGUUGUCGACAGAAUCACCUGCAUUUUGUUUAUCAUCAUGGGUUUAUGUGGAACUGGCAUUGUCUUUAGUAAAUUUACAGAAGAAGAAUAUUGUCAGCCAAGGUGGUGGCUGGUCAGGCUGAUGAUAAGGAGAAUUAUUCGAGAGACUGACACCUUUGUUCUAAACAUGAGGAGAGUUGAUAUUAAAUCAAACAGAAAAGGAAUUAUCACAGCACGUGCGAUCACGGUGCUGUUUUUUAUACUCUUACAAACCCGAGACACAGAUGCUACUACAAACUCGUCCGCACUAUUUGACCACCUGUUCACUGAUUACCAGAGUGCGGCUCGGCCUUACUGUAACAACAACAGCGCCACCAACGUACGAAUUGAUAUUGCUCUCCGACAAGUUGUUGAUUUGGAUGAACCUUCUCAGGUUUUAACCCUGAAUCUUUGGAUUAGAAUGUUUUGGACAGAUUGUCAACUGACCUGGGACCCGGCUGCAUUUGGUGACCUUGGCAACAUUGUUGUACCCUUUAAAUACAUGUGGGUGCCCGAUCUUACUCUGUAUGAUAGCACUGCCGAUGUUUUUCCGGGCUACGACGGUUACAGAGUGAAUAUAUAUUCAGAUGGUUCCGUGUAUUACAAUUUCCCUACUAUCAUACAAAGUCGAUGUCUUGUGAACGUGGAGAGAUUCCCAUACGAUACCCAAACGUGUAGUAUGGCGUUCGGAUCCUGGUCUUACCACGGCCUGGAGAUGGACCUGGUAUAUAAGAACCCGUAUGGAGAUCUGUCAACGUCAGUUUUGAACGUCGAAUGGAAUAUCUUGAAAUUUACUGCUGAACGUCACGUGGUUUAUUAUGGUUGCUGCCCGGAACCGUACCCUGAUGUUACUUACUACCUAAAAAUUGAACGCAAACCUUCCUUCUAUAUUGUAAAUAUCAUAAUUCCGACUUUCCUUAUUACUGGAAUGGCGAUACUUGGUUUCUUCUUAGCUGUUGAAUCAGGAGAAAAGGUUUCGCUACAAAUUACGGUGAUGCUUGCUCUAGCUGUAUUCCAGUUACUGGUGGCAGACUCCCUACCCCCUUCAUCAGAUGCUACCCCUCUUAUUUCAAUCUACUUCAAUUUCUGUCUAUUCCUCGUCGGAUUUGCCUGUGUGAUGGCGGUACUAGUUUUGUCUAUCUACUAUCAGCCAGCGGUUGUUAUGCACCGUUGGGUCGUCAGGAUAUUUCUCGGUACCUUAGCUAAAGCUACCUGGGUAUAUGUGCCGGAGCUAAACGAUCAUGUAAAGGAACCGACUCGGCCUGAAUCUUCUUCUUCCGAGCACAUAGCAUAUGGAAAGACAAGAAGAAUACAGGUGGGGUCAGAAACAGCGAAAGUGGGCACAGAACAGGAUGAGCCAACACCUAAAGUCCAACCGUACAUAAACGUGACAGCAGGGCACUGGAAGUCUCUUUCAAAAGUUGUGGACAGAAUUACCUGCAUUUUGUUUAUUAUCAUGGGUUUAUGUGGAACUGGCAUUGUCUUUAGUAAAUUCACAGAAGAAUAAUAUUACCGGUUUCACGAACAGUAGAAAGGUUAUAUAUCACAGCCAGUACAAUAAUAUGUAAGUGUUUACGAGUGACGUUGCGUAUAAACACUAAUUGGUUGUGUUAGAUUACGCGUUAUUGAUCUCUACAUUUAUAGUUCAAUAUGUACUAUCAACAAAUGCAAACACAAAAGAAAAAUAUACUAAUUUUGCAACAACAAAAACAAAAAAAGCAACAAAAACAGCAUCUGCUUCGUAGGAUAGAACUACGAGUGGUAUUGCUUUGUAAUAUUUUCUGAAGAAUGCUAAGUUAUAAAUAUGUCAGAACAAUGUUUAUUAGUUUUCCGAAAAAAAUGGCGAACAAGUCGACACGGAGAGAGGAAAUACGACGUCAUGUUACCAAAGAAUUAAAUGGAGCUAAAGUUUUAGAACUUGUUUUUUAUUUGCAUCCAAAUGGUCGGGUGGCGCAAUGGAACGCACACUUGCCUUUUACCAAGUAGGCCGGGGUUUGAUUCCCUGAUCGGAAGUGAAGAAAAAGGUUAAGGGUCACCUGCCAAACCACAUGGGUUUUAUCCGGAUACCCCGGUUUCCGCCCACAUUAAGAACCCCCGCGCGCAAACAUCCGGGCCAACAAGAGUGGUUAAUAUAAGUUGAAAGAACUUGUUUCAUAAUUGUUGUAAAACAAAUAAAUUCUAUAUUAUAUAAUAUUGUACUAUGCUCAUGCGUUUGUAUGUACGUGGGUAUGUAUGUAUAUAUGUGCGAACAUCCGUUUGUGCGUGCAUGUGGAAAUGUGUAUGUGCGUAUGCAUG